This is a messenger RNA of Nicrophorus vespilloides, 893 nucleotides long. RefSeq lists its product as uncharacterized. NCBI's taxonomy places the organism in Eukaryota, Metazoa, Arthropoda, Insecta, Coleoptera, Silphidae. The record is from RefSeq and is a predicted model, not a curated record. The coding region runs from base 257 to 784 and encodes 175 amino acids. The transcript is spliced from 4 exons.
AAUAUUGUGCUGCUUCUUGCCGUACUGCUCGAAAAAAUGGAAGAUCGCCAAGCACAAUUGCAAACACUGCGAGGCGUUUAUUGGAUUAGGAAGAUGAUUAUUCUUUUUUAUUAAUUAAUAUUUCAAAGAAUUGUCAAAAUGACGUGGAUUUCUUGUGAUUGUAUCAUAUUUAUUGACUUGUGAUCGAUACGUAUGUAAGUGCCAAAGAAUGACGUGCGCUUGUGUUCAACAUAAUUAGGUUGGGAGGAUGAAGUAGAUGGGGACAUAUGGAGAAUGCACGAUCUGCGGUGACAAAAUUAACUAUGCACCUGAUAACGUAGCAAAUUUAGGAUUGCAUUUGAUCGACAAACAUCCGGACAUUGAGUUGGCGCACUUCUCUUUGCUCUGCGAAUCACCACCAAAAGCAGGCUGCCAAUGCGGAUGCGGAUGUGCUUGCAACCCCUCAGGUUGCGGAGCGGGACGGGGCAGGAAGCAGCCCUCGAUCAAAACCACAGUUGAGAGUUGGAAACGCGCGCAGAAUCCGCUGAGAUGCGUGAAAUGCGGAAAAACGGCGAUACCCUUAAUCCGGAGGCAAAGACAUAAAUUGGCGCGUUCGCAGUUCGGCGCCUUUAUACUGCUGGGCUGUUGGCCGAUCUGUUUCCUGCCGUUCAUCUUGGGAGGUAGCGAUCUGAUGUACUUGUAUUGCAAGGAAUGCGGAAAUUACUUGGGAAUGUACGAUAGGAGGGUGGCGCAGAAGGACGAUCCGCUGUGCCGCCAAAACGGACACCCAUGCUCCUGCAAUUGACAUUAAAUUUCGCAGUGACGUUUUUGUAGUAUCAAAUUAUUAGUUCAAUUUUUCCGAAGGUUGUAAAUAUGUGAAUAAAUCAAACUCGUAAUCGCUUUGCUAGUCUCGG